Molecule: messenger RNA, 555 nt
Organism: Spirodela intermedia
Lineage: Eukaryota; Viridiplantae; Streptophyta; Magnoliopsida; Alismatales; Araceae
Source: the annotation of a GenBank genome assembly
AUGGCCCAGAGAGUAGGAGUCCCCUUCCUUGUAAGUAGAAGGCAUUCGUCGGCCCCGGCGGCAGCCGAGCUGCCCAGUGAGCGGUUCCCCUGCCAGCAUGAGGUACAGCCGCCCCCAUCUCAUCCCCUUAUAUAUAUAUAGGCUGUCUCCUUGAAUUGUUUCCAUAAAUGGAAUUCAUGAUUGACAUGGGUCCUAUUUUCUUUUCUUUUCUUUUCUUUUUGAAAAAAAAAGAGGAGGGGUGAGCUGUGUAAGACGCUGGAGAAGCGGAACAUACUGGACCACAAGCGGCGGCUGCUGGCGGCGAAGUACGAGCUGAGGCGGAAGCUAUACAAGGCGGUGUGCCGGGACCCGGAGCUGCCGGCCGAGCUGCGGGAUCGGCACCGGUGCAAGCUGUCGAGGUUGCCCAGGAACAGCUCCUUCGUGCGGGUGAGGAACCGGUGCAUCUCCACCGGCCGCCCCCGCGCCGUGCUCAGGCUCUUCCGCAUGUCUCGCAUCACCUUCCGGGAGAAGGCCUCCCAGGGAGCCCUCAUGGGGGUCAAGAAGUCCUCCUGGUAG